Actinia tenebrosa (Australian red waratah sea anemone) is the source of this 1988-nucleotide messenger RNA. RefSeq names its product non-homologous end-joining factor 1. NCBI's taxonomy places the organism in Eukaryota, Metazoa, Cnidaria, Anthozoa, Actiniaria, Actiniidae. Gene Ontology annotation, cellular component: nucleus; DNA ligase IV complex. Gene Ontology annotation, biological process: double-strand break repair via nonhomologous end joining. The record is from RefSeq and is a predicted model, not a curated record. Gene Ontology annotation, molecular function: DNA end binding.
UUCAAAAUGGCUGCCAGUGAUGAAGAUUUCUGCAGGAAAGAGAGCUUGAUUUCCCAGCCAUGGCGACCUUUCUUUAUCAAUAACAAGCAUUUUUUAGUUAAAUCGUACUUUAGUAAUCUCAGUAAUGCUUAUGAGAUUUGCAUUAGUGACUUUAAUAAGAUAUGGCUCGAGGUAUCUGACCAAGACACGAUCAAAACAAGAAACAAGGAGCUGAAUCCAAAUAUUGAGGCUGACGUAACGUAUAUCGUGAAACACAUUAAAAAGAACGUGGAAGAACAACAACAACUUACCAAGUACCAAAUGCAGGAAAAUGAAAAUGAUGAAAAACUAGUUCUUCAUUUCAAAACCACACUACAACCAGGAGUCAUGUUUACUUGGGAUUUUCAUUGUUCAACUGAGGAACAAAUGAUAAGUUCUAGUCUUCUUGAACCCUUGGUUGACAUGGUAGCAGAGCUUCAACGAAGGCAAACUGAAUUGCAAAAUCUUCUUGAAAAGAAAGACCUUGAGAUCAGUGACUACAAGGCAUCUGGAGUCAAAUUAUCACACAAAAGGUUUGAAACGAAAACAUUUGAUCGAGAAGCCUUUAACAAUAAGAUGGUCUUGUCAUCUGGAUUUGGUGAGACUGUUGCAAAGUCCAAAACACUUGGUUUUACUGAAGGACUUCAAGAACUUUAUAAGCAAGUAGUAAUUAAAAGAGCUUGGCUACAAGAAAAGAGACUAAGAGAAACAGAGGUUUCAGAAGAUAGUUUGCUUGAAACAGCUAUCGGAUCAGGGGUACCCUCCUCGUUAUUCAGUGACACUGCAUCGCCAAAUGUAUCCCCUCAAAUAUCACCAAGAAAGACUCCUGUCCCAUCACCACAAAAAUCUUCAACGGAAAACUCACCAUCAAAGGAUCGCGAACUCCAGCGACGCGAAGAGCUCCGAAGAAAAUUAGAGGAAGAAGAAGAAAGAAAAAAACGAAAGAAGAAGAAGAUCAAGUUAUAGGAAAGUAGAUAUGUAGUCAUGUUCUUUUCUUGACGUUAUUUCUUCCUUCGUAUAAAUAGGCGCAUUCAAUCAAUAUUAUGUCUUGAGACUGGUCAUUUUCUUAUAUUGGCCAUUCAGUUUGGCAUUAUAUUCACCCACGUGCAAACACUCUUUGUGCACCAAGCGCUUUGCAAGAAAAACAGGGGUGUCCUAGGGUGUCUCUAUAGGGGUUUCCUAGUCGAGGGGGACUUGUCAUCCGUCCUGUUUAAGCGCCAAAUUUAAAAGCUGAGCAUUUGUUUGCUUUGUAGAUAUAAUAGGAAAAGGACGUCUAGACCUGUUUACAAGCUAGAUAAACUUGUUUACAAGCUACAUAGACCUGUUUACAAGUUAGAUAGACCUGUCUUACAAGCUAGAUAGACCUAAAUACUUCGAAAAACUUUACAAUGCGAAGCAUAAAUUUUGAAUGAAAUAUGCAUCAUUAUUAUUCAGUGCGGUUUGUAGGCUGAGAAUCAAUUUUACACGCAGGGCAAAUAGUAAAGUAAGUAAGUGUUUAACUUUACCUGCAUGUUGUUUUAGUAGUGGUUUACACCGUCUUGUUCGUGGUUUCGUAGUGGUUUACACGUAGCAUUUGCAGCCGUCCAAAAGCUUCCAAAAUACAUUUUAAAUGUAAAAGCCUGAAAAUUUAGUCAUAUCAAAUUCAUGUAUUAAGAAACACCACCUAACACCCACAAGCUGUUAUAUUACAGGCAUUAGUAAAUGCAAAAAGAAUAGGUUUCCUAGGAAUCGGUAAACCACUAACCCUUUCUGUUUGACCGCCGCGAUGUAAAGUCCACAAGAGCAUGUGCUAAUUAGGUCGAGAGGAUUUUCUUCCGCAUAGCCGUCUUCCCAGCUGCAGUUCCUAGCAUCUGCGUACAACUGAUUCGAAAUAUAGAGAUAUUUAUAAAUGAAAAAUUGUUCUUAUAAAUGUUUUGAACAGCUUGGACUUUGAAGCGAAAUUUAAUAAAAAUACGAACGCUAGAAGAUUA